Molecule: messenger RNA, 2499 nt
Organism: Uranotaenia lowii
Lineage: Eukaryota; Metazoa; Arthropoda; Insecta; Diptera; Culicidae
Exons: 2
Coding region: 421-1797 (458 amino acids)
Source: RefSeq, a predicted model, not a curated record
UUGUCGAUGAGUUGACUUGAUUCCCCCUUAAAGUGUACGGAGCUGGCACGUGAUUUCAAGCAAAUGUAUUGUUUUGUAUAUCAUUCGAUAAGUGCACUCAUUGAUAAUGAUAAAUACAUCAAAUGUUGCCAAUCUUUAGAAUCAUGCUGGUAUUUUGAAUAUGAUUUUCACUAGAAUAGGUACUGAGAGACAGACCAACCAAAAUGUUUACGACGAAAUGUUCAAAACCAUUCUGAUUAUUAUUUCCUUCGCAAACCCAGCAUCUAGCGGGGGUACAUAUUUUGAUUAGAUAUCCGUCAAUGGCAAACCUUAUCAUAUCAGUAUGGUUCUUCACGAGGACUGCUUUCGGGAUAUGGGAUUCAGUUACUCGACACAUUCCGGCCGGACUACACACACUCGACAAACCGACCACAAAAAACCAUGGGUGAAGAGACAUCAACCGACGCUGCGCCAGCCGUCGGAGAGAAUCGAAUUUCGGCGGAGGCGGAGGUUGUUGAAACAGCUGAAGAAGUCCCGAAAAGAGCGAUGGACAGUGAUGUUGAAUCGACGACUAGCGAUGGUAUCCCGCAGUAUUUGUACGAUGCCAUCGAUAAGCUAGCUCCGGGCGAAGGAUUCACGCCAGGUCAGUUCAAGGUCGCCUUCGAGCCGGGAUCCGGAAAGGGCGAUGGAUUUGUAGGGGAAAUGUUCCGGGCCUACAUUAGGGAAGCUGAUCGGGAGUUGAUUGUGCUCUGCAAGAUUCCACCGAGAAACGAAGCACGUCGAAGGCAGUUCGGUUCUUUGGCGAUCUUCGAAAGAGAGGUGAUGGCGUAUUCGAAGUUUCUACCGGCUAUGUACGAGUUUCAACGGGAGCGAGGAGUCACCGAGGAGCUUAAGUUGGGAUUCUUCAAUGCUCCCAAGUGUUACUAUGCAACUCACGAAGAAUCUUUGGAACAAUCCUUGGUAGUGAUGGACGAUUUGCGGCUCGAAGGAUAUCGGAUGUGGAACAAGCUGGUACCGGUGAACUACGAGCACGUCCGAUUGAUGAUGAUAAAACUGGGUAAACUACAUGCAGUUUCGUUUGCCAUGAAAGAUCAACGACCGGAAGUUUUUGAGCAGUUCAAGGUACCGGAUCCGAUGGCUGCAGCUAUGUCGCAAAACGAGCCGUUUCAACAGGUCAUGCUCAGCUCUUUGGAUCGAGCAAUGGGCCUGUUGGAACCUGACGAGACUAAAACUCGCGAGAAGCUGCAGAAAUUACGGGAGAAUUUGAUGAGCGACCUUGUUAAAAUGAGUGAGUCGACUGCUGCUGAACCUUAUGCUGUUCUUGGACACGGUGAUUGCUGGGUCAAUAACAUGAUGUAUCUGUAUCAGAAUGGAGUGCCCAAGGAAAUGGUAAUGGUGGAUUGGCAAAUAUGUCGGUACGUGUCGCCAGUACUGGAUCUGGUGUAUUUCCUGUUCUGCUGCACCGAUGAACAGUUCCGUCGGCAGCACUACGACGAUAUGAUUCGAACGUAUUACGCCUCGUUGAAGGAGCUGCUGGAAAAGCUAGGUGGGGAUGCCACUCGUCAGUUUCCUUACACGGCUCUGCUACGGCAGCUUAGACGAUUUGGACGAUUCGGUCUGAUAAUGGCUGUUUUUGUGAUACCAGUUUUGUGUAUGGAAAACGCAGAUAUUCCCGAUUUGGACCAGCAGGCGGAGAAGUUCAAGGAAACGCAAGAAGUGAAUAUGAGCGCGUUCAUGACUACGGGGAAGGCCGAGCUGAAGUAUCGUAAUCGAAUGGGCGGUGUGAUUCGAGAUAUGGUUAAGUUCGGUUACCUAUGAGCUUUGUCAAACAGAUCAAGGCAAUAAACUGGUUUGACAAACUUGAAAUAGGAAAUUCUUGCUUGUCAUUGUUUGUCGAGAAUAGACUCGGUAUUAUUGUUUGUGAUAAGUUAAUGACAAGCCUUUGGUUUUCGACGUCUUUCGGUUAUUGGAGAAUUGCAAAAUGGAUAAACUACUGUCAACAAAUUACAAGCAAUUGUAGCAGAAAAUGUUACUUAAAAUCGUAAGAUUUGUAUUAAGAAGAGGUAAAUAGAUUUUAAUAAAGCUCGUAUAUAGCUUCCACAUUUGUGGUCUACUUUUGUAAGUUGUAAACUGUUAUUUCUCGGUAUGUGUGAAAUCGUUGUACAUUUUGAGCAAAUACAAACACCCUCAAAAAACCUAUUCUAACAAACAGGCCGAGAACUACGAAAGCAGUAAACUUGAUGAGGAUAAAAAUGGACAAAGUUUUGAGUUUAUCAAGCUUAUAUUUCCGAUAAAAAACACAUCAUUAUUCUGCUUUGUUGAAUAAAGCCUACAGGUAACCAAACUUAACCAUAUCUCGGAUCACACCUCCCAUGCGAUUCCGAUACUUAAUGUCGGCCUUCUCCUUAGGAAUAAAUGCGCUCAUGUCCACUUCUUGCAUAUCCUUGUGCUUCUCCGCUUGCUCAUCCAAAUCGGGAAUAUCUGCAUUGUCUAUACACAGAAUCGGUAUCACGAAGGUAG